AAGUCGAGCUGAGGCAGGUUUAUCGGGUUUUCCAGCAGUGGACAAAAAAAAAAAAGGUGAGCGGUUUGAUUUGUGCACUUUUACCCCUAUGCACAAGUCCGUGGAUCUGGAGUCACGUGAGCACAGGAGGUCGUGAAUCAUCCUGGGAUUCUCAAUUCCUUGAUGAAACCCACUGUCCUGCUCUGAAUCAGAUGAGAGUGGUGUUGGGUUUGAGAAGACUCAAGCUUGUGUUUUCCAUAGGCUCAGGCACACGUACACAUUCCCUCACAGCAGCCAGCAUGCGUUUGGUCCAGUUCUGCCCACGGGGCUCGGAGGGAAGCAUGAGGGUGGGUGUGGAGAGAGAGAACGGCGUUGUUGACCUCAAGGCGUUCGAUCGGUCCAUGCCGUCCACCAUGAGAGAGUUUUUGGAGCUGGGAGAGAAGGGCAUGGAGUGCGCUCAGAGAGCUAUAUCGAGUGCCGAGCGUGUCCUCCCUCUGUCCCAAAUCCAGCUCUUGUCUCCGGUCACCGGUCCGGACAAGGUGGUGUGUGUGGGUAUGAACUACAGAGACCACUGCCUGGAGCAGAACGCCCCUAUCCCCACCGAGCCCAUCAUCUUCAGCAAGUUCCCCUCGUCCAUCACAGGGCCCUACGACGACAUCCACCUGCCAGAUGAGAGCCAGGAAGUGGACUGGGAAGUAGAGCUUGCCUUUGUGAUCGGGAAAAAAGGGAAGCACAUAAAGGAGCAGGACGCUUUCGCUCACAUCGCCGGCUUCACCGUAGCCAACGACGUCAGCGCUCGUGACUGGCAGUUGAAGAAAAACGGCAAGCAGUGGCUUCUGGGGAAAACGUUUGACACGUUCUGUCCACUAGGGCCUGCGCUUGUUACUACGGACGCGCUGAAGGACGUCCACAAUCUGGGGGUCCGUUGCCUGGUUAACGGUGAUGUGGUUCAGGACAGCAACACCAAUCAGCUGAUCUUUAAGACGGAGAAGCUGGUGGCCUGGGUCUCGCAGUUCAUGACUCUGUACCCAGGAGACGUAUUUCUGACAGGUACGCCCCCAGGAGUGGGCGUGUUCCGAAAGCCACCUGUCUAUCUGAAGAAAGGAGACGUGGUGGAGUGUCAGAUCGAGGAGAUCGGGUCCAUCCGAAACACGGUUGUCUGAGCUCCACGGAUUGACAAGAAAUACACAUGUUCAGUGUCCAGACGUUUCUAAAAUCCUUGUGCACACGCUGUGGGGUUCCAGGAGAUGGCGUUCUGCUGGGAGACUUUACUGUAUCAGUGAUUGUAUUUUUAAUCCAUUUGAAAUUUUCCUACUGAUUCACUCCCUUCCAGUGUCUGUACCCAAUGCAACACGAGAACGCAUUUAUAUCCGAGAAACUUAUAUUGAGUAUAUCAAGUAUAUAUUAUAUACUCAUGUAAAUAAAACCUGAGCGCUGA
This is a messenger RNA of Silurus meridionalis, 1417 nucleotides long. It is a transcript of the gene fahd2a, whose product is annotated as fumarylacetoacetate hydrolase domain containing 2A. The record is from RefSeq and is a predicted model, not a curated record. The transcript has 8 exons. Gene Ontology annotation, molecular function: hydro-lyase activity. Lineage: Eukaryota; Metazoa; Chordata; Actinopteri; Siluriformes; Siluridae. Bases 192 to 1142 code for a protein of 316 amino acids.